Messenger RNA from Glarea lozoyensis ATCC 20868, 528 nucleotides. RefSeq names its product Ribosomal protein L5. Gene Ontology annotation, biological process: translation. Gene Ontology annotation, cellular component: ribosome; cytosolic large ribosomal subunit. NCBI's taxonomy places the organism in Eukaryota, Fungi, Ascomycota, Leotiomycetes, Helotiales, Helotiaceae. The transcript is spliced from 4 exons. The record is from RefSeq and is a predicted model, not a curated record. Gene Ontology annotation, molecular function: structural constituent of ribosome; RNA binding. The coding region runs from base 1 to 528 and encodes 175 amino acids.
AUGGCUGAAUCCGACAAGAAAGAGCAAAACCCCAUGAAGGAGCUUCGCAUCCAGAAGCUCGUUCUUAACAUCUCCGUCGGAGAGUCUGGUGACAGACUUACUCGUGCCGCAAAGGUGUUGGAACAAUUGAGUGGUCAAACUCCAGUCUACAGCAAGGCCCGAUACACCGUCCGAACCUUCGGUAUCCGUCGUAACGAGAAGAUUGCUGUGCACGUCACCGUCCGUGGACCAAAGGCUGAGGAAAUCUUGGAGCGUGGAUUGAAGGUCAAGGAAUAUGAGCUCCGCAAGCGCAACUUCUCUGAGACCGGUAACUUUGGUUUCGGUAUCAGCGAACACAUCGAUCUCGGUAUCAAGUACGACCCAGCGAUCGGAAUUUACGGAAUGGAUUUCUUCUGCUGCAUGACCCGUCCUGGAGAGCGUGUUGCCAAGCGCAGACGUGCAAAGUCCCGUGUCGGUACCAGCCACAAGAUCAAGCGUGAGGAGACUGUCAAAUGGUUCAAGAACAGAUUCGAGGGUAUCGUUCGAUAA